CGAGCCCAAUCCCUGCUGUCAUCCCGUGGCCCCGCUCUCCUUCCUCGAAUCCCCUCUCCCCACCCUUAUUUAAUCCCCCUUCUCUCCCGGAAUCCUAUCCCCAAUCCACUCUCCGCGUUCCAAAUCUUGCUCUUCCCUUCUCCCAUGGCUCAAAGACCGGUCGAGUUCGAGGACUUCCUCCCUAUCAUGGCGGAGAAGCUCGGGGAGGACGGCCUUAUGGAGGAGCUCUGCAAUGGCUUCCGCCUGCUGAUGGAUCCGAGGAGAAAGCUGAUAACUUUCGAUAGCUUGAAGCGCAACGCGGCGCUGCUGGGCUUGCAGGGGCUCGGGGAUGACGAGCUGCGAGCGAUGCUGAGGGAGGGGGACCUCGAUGGCGAUGGCGCGUUGAGCGAGAUGGAGUUUUGCGUGCUGAUGGUGAGGCUGAGCCCGGAGUUGAUGGAGGCGCGUUAGCUGGGGGUUUCCUCUCUUCUUCUUCUUCCACCCUGUUUUCUUCUUUAUUCUUGGUUAAAGACCCCAUAUUUCUGGUAGCUGAUGUUGGAUUUUGGGGGAUUCUGCUGACUGAUAUGAUUGUUGCAGGGGGUCUGAUGUUUAUAUGAUGAUUUAAUUAAAAAUUUAACCGAAUUCUGAGGGCAAUGGAUGUCUUUGGAUGCUCAUAUUAAUAAAGUUUGGAAUUUUACGGUCCCUUUGUGUUU
Molecule: messenger RNA, 689 nt
Organism: Elaeis guineensis (African oil palm)
Lineage: Eukaryota; Viridiplantae; Streptophyta; Magnoliopsida; Arecales; Arecaceae
Source: RefSeq, a predicted model, not a curated record